Molecule: messenger RNA, 1137 nt
Organism: Kazachstania africana CBS 2517
Lineage: Eukaryota; Fungi; Ascomycota; Saccharomycetes; Saccharomycetales; Saccharomycetaceae
Product: putative cystathionine beta-lyase
Exons: 1
Coding region: 1-1137 (378 amino acids)
Biological process (GO): transsulfuration
Cellular component (GO): cytoplasm
Molecular function (GO): pyridoxal phosphate binding; carbon-sulfur lyase activity
Source: RefSeq, a predicted model, not a curated record
AUGACACAUUUAGGCACUUCUUUGAUUCACGCAGAUGAUAAAGAUAAUAGGGUAUCUGAUGUAGCCCCACCAAUUAACGUAUCUACAACGUACAGAUACGAUGAAACGGAUCUGAUACCAUGGAGAGAAAGAGAAAAUCUGGAUUUCAUGGAAAAGAAACCAGUCUAUUCAAGAUUGGCUCAUCCAAACGCUACAAGAUUGGAGUCAUUAUUCUCUGAAAUAUUGGAAGGUCAUGCUGUCAUUUAUUCUUCAGGCUGUGCUGCAUUCUACGCUGCCAUGGUUCAUUAUAACCCAAAGAAGAUCUUCAUGGGACAAUGUUACCACGGUCUUCGUGCUAUAGCAAACAUCAUGACCCGUAAUUACGGUGUUGAACAAUACACGCUUGAUGAUAUCGAGAAGUAUGCUCAAGAAGGUGACAUUGUUGAAGUUGAGAGUCCCAUGAACCCAUACGGUACCUCUAUCGAUAUCAAGUCUAUUGCUGAAAAAGCACAUUCCAAAGGUGCUAUUGUAUUGGUGGACUCUACUUUUGCACCACCUCCUUUACAAUAUGCGUGGGACCUUGGUGCCGAUGUAGUAUUACAUUCAGCAACCAAAUAUUUUGGUGGGCAUUCAGAUCUAUUAAGUGGUGUUAUCGUUGUGAAGGAUGAAGAAGUUUGUAAAAAAUUGAGAGAUGACAGAAUUUAUCUGGGGACCAAUGUUGGUAACUUAGAAAGUUACAUGCUUUUAAGAUCAUUGAGAUCAUAUGAACUUAGAAUACUAAAACAAUCAGAAAAUGCGACAAAAGUGGUCGAAUUCUUAAACCUCAACAAGGAAAGGUUUGACAAAGUUUUGAAAGAAGUUUAUCACUCAUCAUUGCAGAAGGAAGCAUUUGUUAAGAAGCAAUUAGUUGGUGGAUAUGGGCCCGUAUUUUCAAUGUCUUUACAAACGAUAGAUCAAUGUAAAAAAUUUCCUGGAAAACUCAAGUAUUUCCACCACGCCACAUCUUUAGGUGGUGUGGAAUCACUAGUUGAAUGGAGAGCUAUGACCGAUCCAUAUAUCGAUCAGACAUUGAUCAGAGUCUCAAUUGGUGUAGAAAAUGCUGAUGAUCUAAUAAAAGACCUAGAGACAGCUUUACAAGAACUACAUAAUGGUGCUUAA